This is a messenger RNA of Plasmodium vinckei vinckei, 903 nucleotides long. Its product is annotated as zinc finger protein, putative. Bases 1 to 903 code for a protein of 300 amino acids. The record is from RefSeq and is a predicted model, not a curated record. Gene Ontology annotation, biological process: protein ubiquitination; regulation of cell adhesion. The transcript has a single exon. Gene Ontology annotation, molecular function: metal ion binding; ubiquitin protein ligase activity. Lineage: Eukaryota; Apicomplexa; Aconoidasida; Haemosporida; Plasmodiidae.
AUGAGCACAUUCCCAAGCAAUCCCACAAACUUUAGGAGCAGAACUUUAAACAGCUCUACAAAAAAUACAAAUAUAAAUUAUAAAAUAAAUUCAUAUACUAAUGAGAGUUUGAUAUUUUGCCCAGCAUGUAAUAUACCAUUUAGUACAAGACUUCGAAUAAAUCCAUGCUAUCAUACAGUUUGUGGAAAAUGCUAUGAAGCAUCUUUACAAAAAAAUCAGAGCUGUAUAAUAUGUUAUACCGAAAUAAAUGAUGUUGAUUUUAUUUUUCAAAAUGAUAAUAUAUAUAUAUGUCCAUAUAAUUUUUGUAAAAAAGCUUUUUUAAAUUUAAAAAGUUAUAAUUAUCAUAUUUAUUUUAAACAUGAAUUUUUAAAGGAACAUGAACAAGAUCAUGAAUUAAAUUGGGAUAGAGAAAAUGAUCAUUUAUUUUCAAACAAUAAUGAAUUUGAAAAAGAUGAUUUUACUAACUAUGUAAAUGGACAUGAGUUUGAAAAUAAAUCUGCAAUAGAAUUUCAAAAUAUAGAUGAAGAUGGUAAUUAUAUAUAUGACCCUGUUUUAGAUAAAAAAAUAAAUCAUGAUUAUACAAAAUUAGAUCAACCAAGUAAUAGUAAUAUUGAUGUGCUAAAAAUAAACAAUACAAAUUUUAAUAUAAAAAAUAAUCCAUUCCUUAUAAAGAAUAACACUACUAAUGAAAACACAUCAACAAAGGCUAAUAACAAAAUGAAUAUCCCAUUCAUAAAUAAUAAAGUAAAUGUCCCAGAUAAUUGGAAUUUUACAUCUAUGCCAUUUAAAUCAAAUUUUAGUAUACCCUCGAAUGAAAAAUAUAAUACAAACAAUACUAAUACAAAAAAAAAUACUGAACCUAAAGAAGAGGAUGAUUAUGAUAACUUAGAUGAUUUAAUGUAG